GGUCAUAUUAGCAUCGCUAGCAGACGACGUUCACAGGGGCUCGGUUUUGUGAUUGACAUCACUGAAAAACCACAACACUUUAAAAGGUUAGCAACACGUGCGGUAAAACCAUCCAAUAAAGAUGUUAUUUCCCUUUGACAAGGAAUGGUACGGCAGACAUUAUCAACAUGCAUAGUAAAACAGGCGUCACGAUUGUAUGAUCGGCAAAAGCUAUCAGACGGGAGCGAGAAGAUAUGCAUCAGUGAUUCAGUUGCUUACCUUACUUGAUGAACGUGUUAAUGCAUGUGUUACGGUGAUUUCCCGUUGAAUAUUUGCCAGACCUGUUCUGACAUAUGGUGUUAGGGUACUUAUGAGUAACGGAAAACACUGGCCGUACUGACCAACAGAACUGAAGUGGACCGAUGAUAUAGUUGACUGCAUAUAAAGUAAAUGACCAUAUUAGAACACAUACCAUAGUUAAAAAGGUAUCGAUAUAUCACAGUUGGAUUUGCUAUCUUGUAUAAGUUCAAAUUCUUCUGUGUGAUUAUGGAAGGGAGAAACGAUAUAUACAGCGGGAACGAGAUUGCGGACGACGUGGAUUUGAUGGAGCGCUGUCCACUUACAAUGACAGAUACCAGGCUCAGCCUUCCUCCCACGUAUACAGACGUGGUUGGGAGCGGGACGUCGGCUAUGGUCGACCUCCGGGAUCAUCAUUCUGACGUAAGUAGUGCGUCUACUGAGGAAGCCAGUCUGCCGACCAAAAGUAGCGACUUGUCAACCACACCCCUGGAAUACAGGAUCAGUGAUAAUCCACCGAUUCACCUUACUAUUGUCUUCGCCUUCCAGCAAGCACUCCUGGCGUUCGCCACUCAGUUGGUCAUUUCUCUACUCGUGGCUCAAGUUGUGAAUGGUGAACAUGACCCUGAAUUUCGCGGCAUUCUCCUCGGCUCAACAAUGUUCAUGUGCGGCUUAACAACCUUUCUUAUGUCCUUAUUUGGUGUCAGAUUGCCUAUGCUGCAAGGCGCGGCCGCAGAAUAUAUUGUACCACUGCUAGUUUUACAGGACGCCAAGCAAGACAAAUGUGAUGUUACUACGACAACUGACACUCCGCUGAUAAAUAGUACCGGUGCGUACGUAGACGUGGCAAGUCGAUUGUUUAGUUCCAAUGAUUCGACGGACACCUUAAUGUCCAACAUCACAACAUUGGCUGACGGAGUAAUUCCUCGCGACUAUCAGGCUGCUGACUAUGAUAAACUGCAGGGGAUGAUGGGAAGUCUCAUGAUCGCUGGAACAGUCCACUUUCUGAUGGGUGCGACAGGACUAGUGGGCAUCUUGCUCAGGUUCGUCGGUCCCAUCACUGUCGUACCCACCCUCCUUUUGGUCGGCUUCCGGAUGGCAUUGAUGGUCGCCGACUUAAUUUCUGUGCACUGGGGAAUAGGUAUCAUGACAGCUGCUAGUGCCGUUAUCCUGUCGUUGUAUCUGGGAAGAUGGAAGAUGCCGCUACCCUUUUGGUCAAGAUCUAAAGGUUUCCAUAUAAUACGUUCUACUUUACAUCAAACAGCAGGGAUUCUGAUUGCCCUAUUAUCUGGCUGGGCGCUGUGUGGCAUACUUACGCAAUAUGGCGCCUUCUCCGACGAUCCGAAGGCGCCCGACUACUACGCUAGGACGGAUUUUAUGCCAGGUGUAAUACAGAAUGCCAGAUGGGUUUACCUCCCUUACCCAGGACAGUUUGGUAUGCCGUCAUUUAGCGCAAGGGCAAUGAUCGGGUUCCUAAUUGCAACGUUGCUUUCCAUCCUGGACUCAAUCGGCGAUUACUACGCAUGCGCAAUGGCUUGUAACGUACCGCCCCCUCCUGCCCACGCGGUAAAUAGAGGAAUCGCUGUGGAAGGGUUAUGUUCUUUUCUCUCCGGGACACUGGGGUGUGGACAUGCGACGGGUACAUACGGAGGGAAUAUCGGGGCCAUACGCAUCACAAAGCGCGUGGAGAGUCUAAAUGUGGGAGGAAACCGGAGUACCCGGAGAAAACCUGCGAGAUCGGACAGGUGACACCAUACCUUUUCAUGUACGAUCGGGGAAUCGAACCGCGGUAGCCUUGGUGAAAGACAAGUGUCCACUGCAUCACCCGACCACCCAUUCCUUCACGUGAACCUCUCGUCAUUGACAUUUUAUGAAUGACUUUUCGUCAUUUGACAACUACUAGCAAAGGAAUUAUGUGU
Messenger RNA from Mizuhopecten yessoensis (Yesso scallop), 2195 nucleotides. Its product is annotated as solute carrier family 23 member 2-like. Lineage: Eukaryota; Metazoa; Mollusca; Bivalvia; Pectinida; Pectinidae. The transcript has 10 exons. Gene Ontology annotation, molecular function: transmembrane transporter activity. The record is from RefSeq and is a predicted model, not a curated record. Gene Ontology annotation, biological process: transmembrane transport. Gene Ontology annotation, cellular component: membrane. The coding region runs from base 526 to 2025 and encodes 499 amino acids.